GUUUCUAAAAUGGCGUUCAUUUAAAUUAUUUGUUGCGUUAUUUUUAUUUAUUUUUAAAGAAAAUUUUAAAACUGUUGACCUGAUAAUAAGCAUGGGCCGGUCGCCAAGCCCGCGCCGGCGCGACGACAGGCGGCGGGACGAGCGCCGCGACAGGGAGCGCGAGCGGCGGCGGCCGCGCUCGCGGUCGCGCUCGCCGGAGCGCCGCCGCCGCUCGGCCGAGCGCCGCCGCAGCCCCUCGCCGCGCCGCCGCCGCUCGCGCUCCCUCUCGCCCGGCCCGACCUCCUCGUUCAUCUCCAAGCCGAAGAAAACCUUCGGGGAGCGGCCCAUAGUCACGCCCGCCGAUCUCGAGGGCAAGUCGCCUGAGGAGCAGGAGAUGCUCAAAGUGAUGGGCUUCUGCGGCUUCGACUCGACCAAGGGCAAGAAAGUCGAGGACAACGUAGAGGGCGAGGUGCACGUAGUACUUAAGCGUAAGUACCGCCAGUAUAUGAACAGGAAGGGCGGGUUCAACAGGCCGCUAGACUUCGUCGCGUAGCCCCGAGCCGCACGUGUUAGACCUGCAGGGUCGUAUGUUUAUUGGGUGGCACAUGUGAUAUUUUUAGAUUAUUCAGUGCGUAUGUACUUGAUAGUUGAAGUACGCUAUUGUAUUAAAAGAAGAGAAGAGCAUAUUCCCUUUUUAAAAGGCCGGCAGCACACCUGCAAUGCCUUUGGUGUUGCGGGUGAUCAUGGGCGUGUUGUAAAAAAAAGUUGGUCCAGACUAAUCCGGACUAUGUUUUGGGGCCGAGUAGAGUUUGUACUUGGACAGAAAAUAGGGUCAAUUCUGUAAUAAUCAUUGCGUAAAAUUGGAUUUUUUAUUUGAUGCUCUAGUGAAUGUUUUAUAUACUGCAAACGUCUAAGCAGUACGCACUCAUAUCUGUUGAAUUUCGUACCAAUCCUGGAAAAAAUUAUUUUAAUAUAUACCUCUUUAGGCUUCAGGAAUGGUAAUGUAUGAGGGAUACUGUGAGAAAUGCAAUGUACCCUACGAGAUGUCUGGCAUUUUGGCAUGUUUUAUAGUUUACCAUUUACCAUCGAAUAAGCCAUUAAUUUGCCAUUCCUCAUUGCAUAGGAAGCAAUAUGAAAUUGUGAUUAUUGACUAGAGACAAAAACUUUCAGAAUUGACUCCAAUAUAUACAUACUGGUUGUACGCAAAAAGUACAUAAUACAAAUUGAUUUUUUUUUUUGUUUUUGCCUAGUUGCACUACGCAUUCACUAUGCAGUACAUAUGCACUUAAUAAUUCACUACACUUUUUUACUUAGAAUAAGUGUUGCAUUUCCCAUUUGUAUGGUCUGUCGCAAUAUAGUACACAUCAUACACAAUACAUCCAUUGUAAUAAAUGUAAAUAUUGUUCAAAUAACAAAUGUAUGUAUGGUUUCGGUUUUAUUUCAUGUAUUGUAUGGAUUGUACUAUGAUUGCAGACCAGACUCGUUUAUCGAACCUGAUGGUGUAUAUUAUCUAUCUAUUGGAAAAUAGUAACAAAUAUUUACGAUAGAUGGCGUGACUACACACCUUAUAAAAUUAAACCCACUGUAAUUAUAAGUGUGGAUUGUCACAUCCAUUUCGAUUAAUUAAUUAAAUUUACAACAAGUUUCACGCUUUUUAAGAAGUAAGAUUACUAAAACUAAGCUAUUAUUGACUGACAUCUCUUCGAAAUUGACAAAUGCCGCCAUUUUGUUUUAGUUGUAAAAAUUUAAAAUGGCGGGCAACUGUAAAUAUGCCAUCAGGUUCUGUCUAUAUUGUAAGUUAGCGUAAGUCCGUUACUACAGUACCCGCGCGCUGCUCUGCCCGCGCGGGCCCAAUAUAGCGCCUCGCGCACCAAGAAACGCGACAGAAUCCGUCCGCGGCAGACGCGCUGGUCUGAGCCUUCUCUCCUUGUUGACAUUUAAAAAAUAAAGCUUAUAAAAAGAAUCGAAAAUUUUGGCGGGAGAUUUAAGAUGACAUUCUCACAGCAUUACUAUUCCACAGACAAAAACAUGUCUUCCGGUGUUGCCAUACAUAUUUAAAAUUGAUAGGAUUUAAUCGUACACAUUUUAUUGUUUGUGGUUAGUUGAAAGAUGCUAAGUUUUGAGAAUUGUCAAUUCAUGAAACCAUAGACAAAAUAAUUCCUGGAACAAUAUUUUGGAUUAUUUUUUUUAUGACCAUAGAGAAGGUUCUGUAGACUGUAAAAUAAGACUGAAUAGCUGUCCGUACUGGUUCCAAGUUGCCCGCCCGGUGCGCCACAUAGCAAUAGUGUUACAGAGUUAUUUAUACACUGAUAUACACACACCCUCCCCCCCUACCCUAUACAUUCCUCCAUAAUGUACAAUAGUUCAAGACUGGCUGAUUAGAGUGUACUGUUUCUAAUUAUAUUGUCCUUUUUGAGUUUUAUAUUGCAUAAAAAUAUACUGCAAGCAAAGGUAACUAGAUCAUACAGCCGAAACUCACAGUUGACGAAUAUUUUUAUGAACAAUGCACUCUGACUAAUUAGUCUCCAUAGCCCAUAUACAAUUAUACACAGGUUGCUUAAAAUGUGAUAUUUUUUAAAUGAUAUAUUAACGCACACGCGUCGCGCGGGGGUACGGGCAGCGAUAACAAAGUCUACCACGGAUCGAUUCCAUUGCGUUUGUCACUCCAUCAGCACUUUGAAUGAAUCAGAAAAAAAAACUGAUACAAAAAAAAAAAUUUGUCUCCGACGUGUAAUAUUGGUCCAAAAAUUAAAUCUGGCCGUUGUAUGUGUAAUCCGUUUUUGUUAGCCGGUAUCUAAAAAAAAUCUAUAAUUUAUCACCAAUAUUUAUGUCCUGAAUGUAAACAAAAAAAAAAAGAAAAUAUAUUCCACAUAUUUUUUUUAUAAAGCUAAAACAAAUUUGAUAGGUCCUUGGAUAUAAAAAAAAAAACUAAUUUACAUCUAAUAUUAACGUGUUUACUUUUUAAAGACCUGUCAAAUUUGUUCUAAAUGAAUAAAAAAAAUAAAAUCCGCUUUGGCGCCAAUUUCGAUGUCAUGGCGCCCGCUACAAUUACAACUUCAUAUUUGGAACUGAUUUGCAAUUAAAAAUAUACAAGUUAUAAUUGUUUACAGAAGAUUUGAUCAAAUCGAAUCUAAUACCAAGUUUAUUAUGUUUUUUUGCCCCAAAAUUUCUGCUAACUAUCAUCAUUGGUAAGAAUACUGAGAGAUUUUUCGUAACUUUUAUACAUUUGUAUUUAUGCAGUUGUCAAAAAAAAAUACAAAUGAGUUGAUAGUUACUGAUUCUCUGUCUAUAGAAGUUUAAUUUUGAACUAAAAAAAAUAACUUCACUAUUCCACUAGUACUACUAGUCUCACAAAUGAUUUUGAUGAUUCAAAAAUCUUGUCUCUCAUUCUAAGUUAGUUCAAUAAAAAAAAAAAAAGAAAAAAAAACUUACAUUAUGUAUUUUUCUUUACAUAAAACCCCUUAUUUUGUUACCAAGAUAUCAUAUUACAAAUGAAUAUUUUCAUGGAAAUUCCCAUUUUUUUUUUUAUUUUUUUUUUUUUCUCUUACGACUUUGGAAGAAUAUUGUAUUAAGAAAAAUCUGUUUCACUACUAAUUGAAUAUGAUUUAUUAAACAAAGAUUCAUUCCACAUGUACAUACCACGAAUUAAUUUAUAGUUAUUUAAUACAUAUGUUUAAUUAAACAAAAAAAAAGUAUAAAAAACAGUAAGCCCCCGUGUAUUGUGAAAUUUGUAAAAUAAAAAAUGAUGCUCGUGUAAUCGUUGAAAAUUAAAACUUGAUUUAAAAAAUACAUAGCUGUAUAGCUUUGUUGCUUUGCAUUUUUUUUUUCUUUUUUUAAUUUGAUCAUACUGUGGAAAAUAUUUAAAUGUUAAUAUUUAAGCGGUAUUUUCACAUAUAUAUAUAUAUAUAUAUAUAUAUAUAUAUAUAUAUAUAUAUAUAUAUAUAUAUAUAUAUAUAUAAUUAAAACAAUUUGGCGUAUUGGAAAUAUAAAAAAAAAAUGCAAAAAUAAAAAUUAUAUCCGAGCAGCAUUUUGAAUUUAAAUAUUCGAAAAAUGUUGUAAUAUAACAAAACGGGCACCUCUAGGUUCAUCAUUAACCAAUAGGUUUGAGUAUUUGUUUGGUUUUGUUUUAUAAAAACUUGCUCACUUUGUCUCGCACUGCGAUUUUGUCACCGUUCACAUUUAUCCGUACGAUUUUGUACAAUAAUGUAUAUGACAGUGUAAAAUACAUCCAGACCUUUGUAACCAGUAGUCCAACAUCUUUGGCAGUCCAAAAUGGCUAUAUUUAUAUCAUUAUUUCAGCCUUAACUGUCCACUGCUACGUAAAACGUAAAACUCCUCCUUGAGGGGUUUUGCCAGUAGUUGCCACGCUUGGCAAGCGGAUUGGCAACCGCAGUUAGGCUUUGCUGUUUUAAGAAGGAUGUUGCUGCCCAUCUCUCGCUUUCCCUUAGUCGUCUCUUACGACACCCACGGGGAAGAGGUCAUAAUAUAUUUAUGUACUCCUGCAUUAUUCGAGACUCUACUCUACCAGAGGGAGACUUUGUACAAAAGUCGAUUGCUUGGGUACCUCUGUCCCAUUCGUGUUUCAACCGUGAAGCAGUUGUUUUGCAUUGCUGUGUUUCGGUUUGAAGGGUGGGAUAUGGCGUGAAUUUACACGGUACAGAGGAAUAACACCUGAGUUCUCAAGAAUGGCAACGCAUGGGGGGUAUCAUGGGCGAAACAGUAUACUCUGUUAUGUCCAUGGUAUUGCUCAUGUCUAUAAGCGACGGUUACCACUUUCCAUCAGGUGGGCCGUCAGCUUGUUUGCCAUUCUAAGUUGUAUAAAAAAAAAAAAAAAGACUCAUUCCUCUGUCUAGACCUAUUCGUUGGACGACUGGUAGUGAAGAGACCAAAUAAAAAAAAAAAAUGUGAAUAGAAAAUACUCCGCGGUGAAAAUUCGCAGUACGGUCCACAAAAAAAUACAGUCAACAUAUUAUUCUUAAUUUUAGUACCGUCAGCAUUAUCAGUACUGGUGAAUGUAAAAUGGUAUUUAACAUAGGUACCCAUGUUUCGUUUUUAAAAAUGUAUAAUAUGUGUUUUUAAAGUCCUUAUUCGACUUUAAAAAUACAUAUGUAUCAAUAAACUGUUCUAUUAUAUAUAUAAAAUAAAACAUUAUUGUGUUUCUAUUAAUGUAUUUCGAUUUUAAUUGUCAAAUUAUCGAUUUAAUGAUACAAGCAAGGUAUUUUACGAUUAACGUUUCAGUACACUAGCUAGCCAUGGGUAAUAUCGGUAUCACAUAUAUAGUUCGAUAUAUAUAUAUCGACCGAUAUAUAGAUAUUGAUCUAUUUAUUGAGUUACUCGUCAUUGAUGAGGGAAAAGUGAUCAUUAUUCAUUUCGAUAUUGUAUAUUGGAUAAUAAAUAUUCGACAUAUUUAUUAUCGGGGCGAUAUAUAGAUAUUGUAAUCAAGAUAUAUAGAUAUUACUUAGCAACGUUAACGCUAGCUUUUUAAAUCAUCCGCCAGAGACAUUGAAUGAUGUUUAAUUGGUAUUGAAAAUUGCCAGAUUGUCACAAAUUGGUGAAAAAAAUAAAUAAUAAAUAUAAAUAAUUAAAGAAACAAAGGAAUAAUGUAAUAAUAUAAGCUUACAUAGCAUAUCAUGCUAGUAAGUUUCCAUUCAAAACGAAUUAUAACCAUGUAAUGUUUAUACUAGACAUGGGUAUUAUGGGUACCGAUCCGAUAUCUAUAUAUUGGGUUCCUCUGGACAUUGAUGGCGGGAAAAAGGUCAUCAGCCAUUCCGAUAUCGCCCGUACCGGUCGGAUAUCUGUUUUCGAAUGUAUUUAAAGUCCUGUUUGUUAUGGUGUUGGAAGGUAACUAAUUAAUUUACUUGCAUUAUUUUUAGUAAAAAUUUGACUGCUCCUAUGCUGAUGUAUUUGUUGACUGUACUUAUUGACGUUUUGUAUGAAAAAAUAUUAUAAAUUUCGAGUUUAAUCUUUUUUGUGUAAAUUUUUGUUGACUCUAAAAAUAAGGAAUAAAAAUUUUUUAAUUUAA
Galleria mellonella (greater wax moth) is the source of this 6001-nucleotide messenger RNA. RefSeq names its product U4/U6.U5 small nuclear ribonucleoprotein 27 kDa protein (gene ytr). The transcript is spliced from 2 exons. The coding region runs from base 92 to 532 and encodes 146 amino acids. The record is from RefSeq and is a predicted model, not a curated record. NCBI's taxonomy places the organism in Eukaryota, Metazoa, Arthropoda, Insecta, Lepidoptera, Pyralidae. Gene Ontology annotation, biological process: RNA splicing. Gene Ontology annotation, cellular component: precatalytic spliceosome.